ACCGGCAGGAUGUCGGAGGUGCGGCUGCCACCGCUACGCGCCCUGGACGACUUCGUUCUGGGGUCGGCGCGUCUGGCGGCCCCGGAUCCACGCGACCCGCAGCGAUGGUGCCACCGCGUCAUCAACAACCUUCUCUACUAUCAAACCAACUACCUUAUCUGCUUCGGCCUCGGUCUCGCUCUGGCCGGGUACGUGCGCCCGCUGCACACCCUCCUAAGCGCGCUGGUAGUGGCGGUGGCCCUUGGCAUGCUGGUGUGGGCGGCUGAGACUCGAGCAGCCGUGCGCCGCUGCCGUCGCAGCCACCCAGCCGCCUGCCUGGCCGCAGUGCUUGCUGUCGGCCUCCUCGUUCUCUGGGCCGCGGGCGGCGCUUGCACCUUCCUGCUCAGCAUCGCCGGGCCUAUGCUUCUGAUCCUGGUGCACGCGUCACUGCGCCUGCGCAACCUCAAGAACAAGAUUGAGAACCAGAUCGAGAGCAUUGGUCUCAAGCGGACGCCAAUGGGGUUGCUGCUGGAGGCGCUGGGACAAGAACAGGAGGCUGGAUCCUAGGGCCCUGGGAUCUGUACCUAAGACAUGGAGAAUGCCAUCCCCACCCUGGCCCAGACCCAGAGCCCUUUCCCAGUCCUUAAAAUAGGAGCCCCUGCCCAGUUCAUAAAACAGGACAACUGCAACCCUUCCCCCAGGUCCCAAACUGGGAUAUUCCCUCAUACCCAGCCCCCCAGUUUAGGAAACCAGAGUCUUCCCAGUCCUGAACUUGGGAACCAGAGACACCCACGUCCAGCCCAAAACUGGGGCUUGGAGACCAGAGCAUCCAUGGCCAACAUCAAACUCUGGGCCCAGAGACACUCCCCCUCAACCCCAAUCUGGGACCCACCUAUCUCCCACGCUCAGCCCCAAAGCUGGGGACUGGGACCAAGGCAUUCUCAGAUCUUGAACCCUGGACCAAGGCUCUUCCAGACCCCACCCCAGCUUUGAACCCAGGAUCCAAGUGUUCUCAGCCCCCAUCUGGGUGGAGGAUUCAGGUAUCCUGACCCAGUUGAACCCUUGGUCCCAGGUGACCCCAACACUCACCAGUCCCACUUGCCUCCCUCCAGCUCUGCUUACAGAUUCUGCCACUUCCCAGCCCACCCCCCACAAAGUUCCACAGUGACAAGGACCAAGGAGUGGGAGGGGGUGGGGUGGGGUGCGGGUAGCCCUGACCAGGAAUGGGGCAUAUAUAUCAGUGUUGCUACAACAAUAAAGGCUGUUGCAUUGCUCAAG
Lipotes vexillifer (Yangtze River dolphin) is the source of this 1257-nucleotide messenger RNA. RefSeq names its product PRA1 domain family member 2 (gene PRAF2). Gene Ontology annotation, cellular component: membrane. Bases 10 to 546 code for a protein of 178 amino acids. The record is from RefSeq and is a predicted model, not a curated record. The transcript has 3 exons. NCBI's taxonomy places the organism in Eukaryota, Metazoa, Chordata, Mammalia, Artiodactyla, Lipotidae.